CUUCACUUUCUGUACUGUGGAUUUCAGUGCUACUUGAGGAGGUUCCACGUCAGAAGGAAGGAGCUGUUUGUUGUUAAGUAGCAUCACUGAAGUGCUCACGUUGUCAACGGACAAAAUACCGUUUUUAUUGGUAAGGAGUAUUUAUGAACAACUUUGUUAGUAGCACCUAGUAGAUGCUCAGACAAAGCACUGACAGAACCCGCCUGCCCGCGCUGGAUCACGCAGGCUGGAAAUUGAACUUCAGUUCGUUGAGUCGUUUUCGUGUGAGGCGAGCUCGGUUGAUGAUUUAAGGAGCCUUCAAGACAGAAUACUGAUUGGAGUCCUCGUAAGACAGAGACAACUUGUUUUGGCAUAAUGACAGCCACCAGAAACGUGUGUUAUACCCUGAUAAAUGUGCCGAUGGACAUGGAACCGCCAUCAGAAGUCCGUCUGAAAAUGGAUUUAGAAAAGGGUCAAAUUAAGGCAAAGACGGAGGCCCUGAAGAAGGUGAUUAUCAUGAUCCUGAAUGGCGAGAAGCUGCCCGGCCUUCUGAUGACAAUCAUUCGCUUUGUUCUUCCGCUGCAAGACCAUACCAUUAAGAAGCUGUUACUGGUUUUUUGGGAGAUUGUGCCCAAGACUACGCCGGAUGGCAAGCUGCUCCAGGAGAUGAUCCUGGUCUGCGAUGCUUACAGAAAGGACCUUCAGCACCCCAAUGAGUUCAUCCGCGGUUCCACACUGCGCUUCCUGUGCAAGCUGAAGGAGGCAGAGCUAUUGGAGCCACUCAUGCCAGCUAUCCGUGCCUGCCUGGAGCAUCGGCACAGCUACGUGCGCCGCAACGCUGUGCUGGCCAUCUACACCAUCUACAGGAAUUUUGAACAUUUGAUUCCGGAUGCCCCUGAGUUGAUCCGCAAUUUCCUGGUAAACGAGAAGGAUGCCAGCUGCAAGAGAAAUGCAUUCAUGAUGCUCAUUCAUGCUGACCAGAACCGGGCGCUUGACUUCCUCAGCACCUGCAUCGACCAAGUCCACACUUUUGGAGACAUUCUCCAGCUGGUCAUCGUUGAGCUUAUCUACAAGGUUUGCCACGCCAACCCAUCAGAGCGUGCCCGCUUCAUCCGCUGCAUCUACAACCUGCUGCAGUCAUCCAGCCCUGCCGUCAAGUAUGAGGCUGCUGGGACCCUGGUCACCCUGUCCAACGCACCCACGGCCAUCAAGGCUGCUGCUCAGUGCUACAUUGAUCUGAUCAUCAAGGAAAGCGAUAACAAUGUCAAGCUGAUCGUCCUGGAUCGACUGAUUGAGCUGAAAGAACACCCAACCCAUGAACGUGUGCUUCAGGAUUUGGUGAUGGACAUAUUGAGAGUUUUGUCCGCACCUGACCUGGAGGUGCGAAAGAAGACCCUCCAACUGGCUCUGGACCUCAUUUCAUCCCGUAAUGUAGAGGAGCUUGUGAUUGUCCUCAAGAAGGAGGUGAUUAAAACCAACAAUGUGACAGAGCACGAAGACACAGACAGGUACCGGCAGCUACUGGUGCGCACGCUCCACACAUGCAGUGUGCGCUUUCCUGACAUGGCAGCUAAUGUCAUCCCUGUGCUCAUGGAGUUCUUGAGUGACAGCAAUGAGGCAGCAGCUGCCGAUGUGCUCGAGUUCAUCCGGGAGGCCAUCCAGAGGUUCGACAGUCUGCGGCCCCUCAUUAUUGAGAAGAUGCUUGAAGUUUUCCAUGCCAUCAGGGCUGUCAAGAUAUACAGAGGGGCACUGUGGAUUCUUGGAGAGUACUGCAUUACCAAGGAUGAUAUCCAGAGCGUGAUGACCGAAGUUCGAAGGUCCCUUGGAGAGAUCCCCAUUGUUGAGAACGAGAUAAAGAAGGAGCUGGGUGAAGUGAAGGCAGGGGAUGAGGUCAUGACGGCCCCCGUGCAGAGGCUGGUUACUGAGAUGGGCACCUAUGUCACACAGAGUGCCCUCAGCUCCUCAUGGCCUUCCAAGAAGGAGGAGGACAGACCUCCGCUAAGGGGCUUUUUGAUGGAUGGCAAUUUCUACGUUGCUGCUUCCUUGGCAACGACUCUCACCAAACUGGCCCUUCGCUAUGUGUCCCUUGUUCAAGACAAAAGGAAGCAAAAUUCCUUCGUGGCUGAGUCCAUGCUUAUUAUGUCAACUGUGCUUCACCUGGGCAAGUCCGUGCUGCCCAAAAAGCCUAUCACGGAUGACGACGUGGACCGCAUCUCACUGUGCCUCAAGGUGCUCUCUGAGUGCCCGCCCCUCAUGCAUGACAUCUUCAACAAGGAGUGUCGUGAGUCACUGUCACGUAUGCUCACUGUCAAGCUGGAGGAGGAGAAACUGUCUCAGAAGAAAGAGUCGAAGAAGCGCAGCAUCGCAGUGCAGGCCGACGACCCCAUCUUCUUCAUGCAGCUCACAGCCAAGAAUGAGUUGACCUCCAAGGAGGACCAGUUCCAGCUCAGCCUGCUGGCUGCCAUGGGAAACACCCAGAGGAAGGAGGCUGCUGACGCACUGGCCUCUAAGCUUAACAAGGUCACCCAGCUAACUGGCUUCUCAGACCCAGUCUAUGCUGAGGCCUACGUUCACGUCAACCAGUACAACAUCGUUCUGGAUGUGCUGGUUGUCAACCAGACCAGCGACACCUUGCAGAACUGCACCCUGGAACUUGCCACUCUCGGUGACUUGAAACUGGUGGAGAAACCGUCCCCUCUCACACUGGCACCUCAUGACUUUGCCAACAUCAAGGCUAACAUCAAAGUGGCAUCCACAGAGAACGGGAUUAUCUUCGGGAACAUAGUGUACGAUGUGUCCGGUGCAGGCAGCGAUAGGAACUGCGUGGUGCUUAGCGACAUCCACAUCGACAUUAUGGACUACAUCCAGCCUGCCUCCUGCACCGACGCAGAGUUCCGGCAGAUGUGGGCUGAGUUUGAGUGGGAGAACAAGGUUACGGUAAAUACAAACAUGACGGACCUCAAUGAGUACCUCCAGCACAUCCUCAAAUCUACAAACAUGAAGUGCCUGACUCCAGAGAAGGCUUCAUCUGGAUUCUGUGGCUUCAUGGCUGCCAACCUGUAUGCUCGCUCCAUCUUCGGUGAGGACGCCCUAGCCAAUGUCAGCAUUGAGAAGCCCAUUCACUUAGGACCAGACGCAUUGCUCAGCGGUCAUAUCCGCAUCCGGGCCAAAAGCCAGGGCAUGGCAUUAAGCCUGGGAGACAAGCUCAACCUGUCCCAGAAAAAGAGCCGCACAUAACUCGAUGUAAGUGAGAGCCCAGCUGAGACACCAUCAUGAGUUGAGUCACGUGCAUUCUAUCUGGACUCCCCACAGUCGUCCAGCAUUUCUGUCGCCUCUGUGUCUCCUGAGUAGCGUGCAGACGGUUGUCUGCUGGCCGUUCCUCUUGGAUUGCUUGUAAAUGGACAUUUAAAGCUUGCAGUCACUGUUCCUGCACUCUGUCACUCGCACUUGAUAUGGUGCUUUGUGACAAGUCACAUUUCAGUGCUUUGUCACUGCGUUUGCUGAACUCCAGUACCACCUCACAGAAUGUGAGCACAGGAAUGCAGUCAGCUGAGUUCUCCCCACCCCUCAUCAGGAUGUCUGCUGUGCUUGACUCACGUUUACUGAGUUUGCGGAACACUCCUCCUCUGGCCUUCAAGACUCGUACAUCGCAGGCAUCGUGCUCUACCUUCUGACAUUUCAGGAGUUCCGCACACAGUGAAUCCAGUGAGAACGACUUCUUUGAUGUAUGAGUCCAUAGAAUGUUUCUAAUCACAUUUCCAGAAUUUCCUCCCUUUUUCUCUAGGUGUACAAUAAAUGGAGAGUAAUG
Messenger RNA from Scleropages formosus (Asian bonytongue), 3787 nucleotides. RefSeq names its product coatomer subunit beta-like. Gene Ontology annotation, molecular function: structural molecule activity. The record is from RefSeq and is a predicted model, not a curated record. Gene Ontology annotation, cellular component: cytoplasm; COPI vesicle coat. Gene Ontology annotation, biological process: intracellular protein transport; endoplasmic reticulum to Golgi vesicle-mediated transport; intra-Golgi vesicle-mediated transport. The transcript has 22 exons. The coding region runs from base 355 to 3216 and encodes 953 amino acids. Lineage: Eukaryota; Metazoa; Chordata; Actinopteri; Osteoglossiformes; Osteoglossidae.